AGCCUAAGUAGGACCCACCGAAUAACUUAGACUAAGUUCCAAUUAAGUUACAUGAUGCGAGUGUUGUGUACUAUACUUGUCGUCGCGGUGGUAGCCUGCAGUGCUGCGCCUGGAGGUUCUGAAGAUGAUGGAAGGAUAGAGCUUUUUUCUGGAGUAGCUAUAGAGCGGGAUGCAAAAGGUGAAGAAAAGCUUAAUGUUAAAUUCGAGCCGGGAGAACUACGCGAAGCGGCGAGAACUUUUGAAGAAGCCCGAGGCAAGAUAAAGAAGUACACACCACUACUAGCUGGCAUCGGAGUCAAAGUGAUUGCUGUGAUCGGUCUGCUUUUCGGAGCUCUAACACUACUCGUCACUAAAGCACUUGUGGUCGCCAAGCUGGCUUUCCUUGCAGCUGCCGCGCUUGGCCUUCAUAAAUUACUGAGCGGAGGUGGACUUAACAACUUAAGCGGGAAGAUCGCAGGUUUCCAGUCAUCACCACAACAAUGGACGUCACCUACAGCGUCUGCCGCUUCUUAUCCGUACGCAAGAUCUGCGAGCUUAGCUGCUGACGCUAACGACCUGGCUUAUAAAGCACAGAUUAACUCAUAA
This is a messenger RNA of Papilio machaon (common yellow swallowtail), 585 nucleotides long. RefSeq lists its product as uncharacterized. NCBI's taxonomy places the organism in Eukaryota, Metazoa, Arthropoda, Insecta, Lepidoptera, Papilionidae. The coding region runs from base 52 to 585 and encodes 177 amino acids. The transcript has 4 exons. The record is from RefSeq and is a predicted model, not a curated record.